CUCCUGUGCGUCUGCGCGGGAAGUGGAAACCACCGAGGAGGUGAAGCGGCGUGGGAUUUGUCAGGCAGGCAGCGUCGGCUGCUUUGGGUCUCUCUUCGCCGCUAAGCCCGCGGCCCGACCCCUUCGCCGCCAUGCCCAUGAAGGGCCGCUUCCCUAUUCGCCGCACCCUCCAGUACCUGAGCCAGGGGGACGUGGUGUUCAAGGACUCAGUGAAGGUCAUGACGGUGAACUACAACACGCACGGGGAGCUGGGCGAGGGUGCCAGGAAGUUUGUGUUUUUCAACAUACCUCAGAUCCAGUACAAAAAUCCUUGGGUCCAGAUCAUGAUGUUUAAGAACAUGACGCCGUCCCCCUUCCUGAGGUUCUAUCUGGAUUCCGGGGAGCAGGUACUUGUGGAUGUGGAGACCAAGAGCAAUAAGGAGAUCAUGGAGCACAUCAAAAAAAUCUUGGGGAAGAACAAGGAAACCCUGGAGGAGGAGGAGCAGGAGAAAAAGCAGCUUUCUCACCCAGCCCACUUUGGGCCCCGGAAGUACUGCCUGCGGGAGUGUAUCUGCGAGGUGGAAGGGCAAGUCCCCUGCCCAGGCCUGGUACCGUUACCCAAGGAGCUGACAGGGAAGUACAAAGCAAUGCUGAAGGCCAGCACCCAGGACUGAGGCCCCAGGCCACACCCAGGGAAGCCCCUGGUUCUGUCCCUGGAGGGACUCUGAAAAAACUCUUUGCCAUAAGAUGCCUGUGUGAAAGGACAUGGGAGGGUCGGGGGGAGUAUCUCCGCUCUAUCAGGUCAAUAAAAGGCUUCCUGGUUUCCAGCACAGUGGUGUGUGUCUGGUCCGAAGGGCACGGGAGAAAGGCCUGCGUGGGGAUGGGGAAGGUCUAAGGCCACAGCCCGCUGACAUCACUGUGUUGGUCCUACUGCCCCUUCCUGGUUCCUGUUGGCUUUGAUUCUUCUUCUAGGCCCUGCUCAGGAGAGUCAGGAGCUGCUGGGGUUGGAUCUGGUAGGAUCUGGCUGGAGCUAGGUGGUUCGCAGUGUAAGUCCCUUCCACUCAGGCUCUUUGGGCUUUUUCAGAAAUCCCAGGGCGAGCCUUGCAUCAGCGCUCACCUUUUAAACUGAAGCCAACCCACUUUCCUCCCAAGAGGCCUGGCUGCCAGUGGCAUAGGAGGCCCCGUGACAGGCACAGAUGAGACCAGAUGCCGCCUCUCCCCAGCCCUGGGGCCCACUCACAGGUAGGUUUGCAGACCAUGAGGGGGUAAAGGCGAAGGGGCUGGCUGGUUGAGACUUUGGGGCCCUGCUCUGAGGGCUGGGGUUGGAAGCUGCCUCCGUCUGCGCUCCUGCUCACUCAGGCCUUUGUAAGGUUUGGAAGAGGGUAAGGGUUUAUGGAGCGUCCGCCUAGUUCUUUCCUCAUAGGACAUGGAUGCUAUGGUCACUGAGUGACGCUGGCUUCAGCCCUCAGGCAACACCAGAGCCCUCAGGGAUUGGUUACCUUAAGGUUUAGCAGGUCCUAAAUUAAGGACCAGCUGGCCCGGGGAGCCAUGGAGGUGGACAUGGGGACUCUGCCUUGCAGGGGGCGGGGGGGGUGGUCAGGAGGUAGAUGGCCAUGGGAAAUGAUGUGGAACCAGAGUGUUUUAUAUAAAUGUUGGGGGUCAGCCCAUUGGGAGGGGUUUGGCUUCUUUUACAUUUGAUGCUCAGGUUGUGGUUUACUGUCACUUUGCAUCAGACUGGCAUUCAGGGGCUUGGCCAGUGGGCGCACGUGUGCAUGUGCCGUGCGUUCUGGGAUGACUGCAGGCUCACCAGGAUUCUGUCUAAUCACAGGUCUGCACCACAGGGCACCCGGCCCACCUUUUCCACUGUGGAGGAUGAGCAGAGACAGAAAUCUGUCCUUCACUGUAAUCGUUCUGUCUUGUUUCUAAUGACCGCGCCCAGCCAAGCACAGCUGUGGUCUCAGCUGCUAGGGCUUUUCAGAAAGAGUCUGUUCCCUUUGGUCUGCACAGCAAGUGAGCCAGCAUUAGGGGAAUACUCCUUCCACCCAAAGCCCACAGGGGCCCAGAAAGGUUGCUGACCUGGAAACAAGAUCCUCUUUAGAGAGAAGGGUCUAGUGCCUGAUGGGACGUGCCACCCUUCUCUUUACAGAGACUUGAAAUAAGCACGACCGGGGGCACGGUUAUCUCUUUAAACCUUUGUCUUUUAUUAACGUCUCAGUUUAGUAAUGGUAAAAGAUGAAAGAUGGGUUUAAAAUUUAUAAGAAUGGGAGAAAAAAAGUCUGCUCUGAGGAAUUGGUAUCUGUUUCUUUGCAGAAACGAUGUUCAUGUGGUUUUAGACCUUGUUCUUCUGAAGUGACUGGUUUUGAGUACAACUGGCAGGGCCUUUUAAAGCUGUCUGGCUGCCUGGUGGGUUCUGCCAAGAAUCUGACUUUGGACCUCAGAAUCCUCACUAGUAAAGUGAGAGGUCACGUGACACACUGAGCAAGUUCUUUCCAACUUCUACAACUGGAAGAAAAUGCUUUUAUUCUGGAUAGUUCUUACCCUUACAGGAUGCAGUGCUGGUGUGAGGCCUGGCUUUGGAGCAUCUGUGCUGAUAGCCGGUGUCGUCGGGCAGCCCAGGGUGUUCUGCUCUGGAACCGGCUGCCUGGCUUUUCGACCUCCACACCAAGGGCCUCUCCACCGGAAAUGGCCACACCCUUUCUCCUAAAGGUGUUUACAAGUCCAGUGGGCCAGCACAUGGACUCUGAGAGGUAGCUUGCUUCUGCAUUCAUCACCUAAAAUGCUCCAGGGUUUUUUGCUGGCACACACCUGGGGGAAUCAAAGUGCAUGGUGUACCAGUACCAUUCAGAGAACUGCCAACAGAAGCGCUGAGUCUGGAGACACUCUGGAAAACCCUGAUAAUUAAGGUCAACCGAGAAACCUUCCAUUCAGCUGCACCACCACCACCACCACCACCACCACCACCCUGGCCAGGCAGCAAAAUCCUGCACCGCCCCCCACUCCCUGGCCCCGAAUCCCCUCACAGCAUCGAGUGAGCUGCAGGAAUACAGCCCUUCUCAAGGAGACGUCUGGAAUGGAAACCCUGUGAGAAGGGAGCCUAUGUACUCCUCUGUCUGAACAACGAGCAACUGCCCCAGACUGCAAUCAGGAAUUACUGUUGGGUUCAAAAUGCCCACCUUGCACUUUUUGGUCAGAAGGCUCUGUCUGCCGUGAGUGGUGGAGGUGAUGUGGGGAUGUUCUCAGUUGCUGCACGAGCUGGCAGUUAAUGUCUGGCUGUAAUCCAAUUCUGAGAACCAGUCAUGAGAAGGAGCCCCGGGUUUGGAGGAGCCUGCAGAUGCCCGUCACAGACCAGAACCAGAGGUCAGGGAAGCUGACAAGCGUCAUCAACUCAAAAGCUGAGGAAGCUUCCAGUUCGGGUCACCACCAACUGUGCCUCCACACUCCCACUUACUGCACGAUACAGAUGAGCCACAUUUUCAUUCAUUCAUAGGAAUUUAGUUCAACACCACCAAUGUGUGCAUACAAUUAGGAAUGAUGCCAUCUCUUCUUAAACAUAAAUGAUUGUCUCCUGUACCCUAGUGCGUUUUCACAGAAAUUAUUAGCAUUUCGGCAAAAGACAUAUACAGUUUUCCAUUUGUCCUGCCCAGGGGCAAGAUGUUGCUAACAUUACGCAUUGAUAAGAAGUGCUUAGAAAGUGCUAAUAUUAUUACCCUGGUAAUUAGUAGCUAUUAAUUCCAAGGACAUUUUUAAUAUAUAUACACACAUACUGUUUUCUUAGGUUCUUUUAGUUUUGUUUAAUACUAGUCUCUGACAUUAUAAAACUCUGUUUUUUGCCCUUUGAGAAUUUCUAAAUACAAAUUGGGUUAAAAGAUUGUUCCAAAAUCUGCUUCAUCAAAAGGCAUUAAAACAUUUCUUAUCGCA
Molecule: messenger RNA, 3897 nt
Organism: Mustela erminea (ermine)
Lineage: Eukaryota; Metazoa; Chordata; Mammalia; Carnivora; Mustelidae
Gene: MRPS25
Product: mitochondrial ribosomal protein S25
Exons: 5
Coding region: 132-653 (173 amino acids)
Cellular component (GO): mitochondrion
Molecular function (GO): structural constituent of ribosome
Source: RefSeq, a predicted model, not a curated record